Molecule: messenger RNA, 831 nt
Organism: Perkinsus marinus ATCC 50983
Lineage: Eukaryota; Perkinsozoa; Perkinsida; Perkinsidae
Product: equilibrative nucleoside transporter, putative
Exons: 1
Coding region: 1-831 (276 amino acids)
Biological process (GO): nucleoside transmembrane transport
Cellular component (GO): plasma membrane
Molecular function (GO): nucleoside transmembrane transporter activity
Source: RefSeq, a predicted model, not a curated record
AUGGAAGAAGCUAGGUCUUUCAAGACCGAAGAGGAAAAGAAGUCAGAGCCCAAGGUCGACUGGUCGCUGUUGGCGCAGUUCCUUAUUCUUGGAUUUGUGGCAUUGGCCCCUUGGAACUUCGUUCUGGCUGAUCUGCCUUAUCUGGACUCCAAGUUUCAUAAUCACUUCAGUUCAACUGUCCCUAUUAUAUACUCUAUUGCUGUCAACGUGGCUCAGCUUCUACUAAUUUGGGUAGGUAACAAGUUCAGCUUUGCACCCCGUUUUGAUUGGGGUUGUGCGAUUCUGGCUAUCUUCAACAUCCUUCUUGCUGUUGUUGCUAUGACUAUUGGUGAUGGGAAUCCGUGUCCCGAUGAAGGUUUAGGUUUCGGCCUUGCUCUAGUCUGUGUCUUCUUGCUCGGUUUUGGCCAUGCGUUGAUGGAGUCUUCUUCCUUCGGUCUGGCAGCUCUUUGUCCACAAUCGUGCAUGAUCGCGGAUAUGACUGGUGAAGGUGUGGCCGGUUUGGUUGGUUGGCCUAUCAAUAUGUUGCUACAAGUCAUUUUUGAUGCUGGUAAUGUACGUCGUCAGCCAGAGUGGCAGUGCCUGGUCUUUUUCUGCGUUACUUCUGUCAUUACUGUUUUUGUUAUACCUAUGUAUCGAUGCAUCACCUCCAAGCACCCUUAUAUGAGAGAGGUGUUGAAGAUCGAGGAGAAGCGUAAGACGGCCAGUUUGAAAACCCGUCAGACUAGACGUCCGGUUGUUUACAUCGUCAAGGAUAUCUUGCCUAUGGCAUUAUGUGCAUGGGGUACCAUGGGUGUCACUUUCGUGGUCUUCCCUGCACAAGUGUCCUAUUGA